UCUGUGAAUAUUAAAAGUUUAGUGAAGUUUAAAACAAUGAAACUUUUGUUAGUAUUUGUUGGAGUAUUGGCAGCGGUAUCUGGUUGGGAAAUUUACUCUGUCGACUAUCCAAACUGUUAUAAUGGAUACGAACCAAUAGUACGUUCUGUGGAUGGCUCAUAUACUUGGAACUAUGAUGUAACUCCAAUUUCAUUAGUGGAUAGUUAUCUUUCAUAUCCAAGCUACGAACAUUAUAUUAUUGCCAGAUCUGCUCCGGAAGAAAAGAAAGCUAUUAGUGAGCCAGAACACAUGCGUAAACGUCGUUCAGUUGUUUUAGAAGAUGAAAAUGUACGUAGAGCACGUUGGGAACAUGAACAAGCUCAUUUACGAGUGCUAGCCGGUUUACCAGCUAUUCCAGAAGGAGGAUUUACCUUCCCAUACCCACAAGAUACACAAGAAAUAAAUGAAGCUAAAGCAAAAUUCAUUGAAGCAUACGGCGAAGCAGUACAACGUAAUUUAGUUCAAAGUCCAUACUAUUCCGGGUUACCAAUGGAAACAUCUGAUGUGUUAACAGCACGGGCCCGUCAUGAACAAGCACAUCGUGAUGCUUUGGCACGGCUAAGUGGAACAUAUGUACCUUUACCAUACCAAGUUUACAAUACACAAGAAGUGCGCGCUGUAGAAGCAUUAAACAAUCUUGCUCAUAAUACAUGGGAAUUACAUAAAUGA
Molecule: messenger RNA, 708 nt
Organism: Chrysoperla carnea
Lineage: Eukaryota; Metazoa; Arthropoda; Insecta; Neuroptera; Chrysopidae
Exons: 2
Coding region: 37-708 (223 amino acids)
Source: RefSeq, a predicted model, not a curated record